Aphanomyces invadans is the source of this 3371-nucleotide messenger RNA. RefSeq lists its product as hypothetical. Gene Ontology annotation, molecular function: protein binding. The record is from RefSeq and is a predicted model, not a curated record. The transcript has 5 exons. The coding region runs from base 47 to 2602 and encodes 851 amino acids. NCBI's taxonomy places the organism in Eukaryota, Oomycota, Saprolegniomycetes, Saprolegniales, Verrucalvaceae.
AAUUUAUCCCACCAACGUCAAGUGUUUCAUUCCGGUAUCGACUGCCAUGAGUGCCGAGAUCGCGGCGCCGUUCGACGACUUGACCGAAGUGAUUCAUGCGAUGGGGUCGCCAGAGCGCGUCGUGGGUCGUGUCGCGCAGUCUGCCGAUAGCGAUGCUGUCGUUUCUCCGGUCCUGGUGCCUGUGGUCGACGAACCGGUUGUACCGCCGCCGCCUGCCCCUGCAGUGUCCAAGCUCACGAAGCCGACAUCGUCCGUGGCGACGAAACAACUUCGUAAACCAGUGGUGAAAAAGGAGGACUCCACUGAAGUCGUUGCUUCCAAAGUCAAGACAACCCCUGUCACAUCUCGACUUGCCCUCGGUGCAACCCGUCCGUCGUCCCGCUCGCACAAGACGAACCAACCCUCGGCAGAAGUCAAGCCGGCAUUCUUCCUCAUGCGACUUCCACGCGCCGUGUACUUGCCUCUCUUGUCUUAUUUUCCCAUUGACUCGCUCAAGAAUCUGUCUGCCGUGAGUCCCGAGAUGUAUCACCUGGUCAACUCGCACUACACACAUUGGGUAACCUCGCCGUCGUCGGACGCCGACCCCACGACGCAAAGCCUCCUAGCGGACGCCAUGAGCAAAGUCCAAGAUGCCCGUGUUGCCGCUCGCGACGCGCUCUCUAGUCUCGGAGACCUGGCCGUGUCGCUGAAGAUCGAGGAUCUGCGCGUUCUACGCACGUACCGCAACCCGCCACCCGCCGUGCUUCGUCUGUCCAAAGCGCUCGUUCAAGUGCUUCGAUUUGCACCCCCGAAAGGCGGCAUCGACGCGCGCGCGGCCGCUGGAGACUGGGGCGUCAUCAAGACGCUGUUUCUCGACCUGAAGAUCAUCGUGAAGGCACUGAAGACCGCCGUCGACACGCUGACGCUGCCACACCCACCACCGCUAUCCAUCUCCCGCACUCACUUGGAUGUGUUGGUCACGCUUGCGUACGGCCCCGAGCUGGAGGAAGCCAAGUUCAAUCGCAUAUGCGCCGCGUUGGUGCCAACCCUUACGGCGACGCGCAAGGUCGCAGCCGCGAUCAACGCAGAACUGCGGGCGCUCGAUGUGACGCAGCUGUACAAGCGGCAUGCCUCCGAUGCUGUAUCAGAAACCGACAUCGCCGCAGUCAUGGCCAAGCUGGUCACGCCUGUGCACGACGCCACGGCUCAGCCGGAAGCGAGUCCCGCGACGAGUCCCACCCAUGCCACAGCAAAGCCAAAGCCUUCAACAACAUCGCGACUUGUCCCCAAGUCCACGAUCGCGCUCAAGAGACCAGCUGUGGCCAUCGAAAUGCCCAAACCUGCGGUCGACAAGAGCUCGAGUGUUCCUCGCAAAGGCACCCCACGACCAGCUAGUGCCGUGCCUCGUCCUCGCCUCCAAGCAUCGACUGUCGCGGUAGAAGAUGCCGCAACGUCGUCGUCGAAUGCGUCGACGCCUCGUGCUGCCGCUCGAGGCGCGGUGGCGAAGAAGGUCGGUAUGGAGCACAGCAAGGGAACGCCUUCCAUCAAGAAAGCAGCCCCUGUCGACGCGGCAGCCACCGGUUCCGAGCCCCGAGUGAUCCCAAAGCGUACGCCGCUAUCUUCACGCGCGGUGCCGUCCAAGGCUGUCUCCGUGGUGGCAAAGCGCACGAGCUUGAGCGCAGACGCCACCAGUCGCGAAGGAACGAAGGCAACCGUGUCGCCCGCGUCGCCCGCAACGUCGAUGGCAUCGUUGCGCGCGGAUCUGGAAAAAGCGGUCAAGGACUUGCAGAGUCGAACAGAAGCUCUGGAAGCCCAAGGCGUCCAAGUCGCGGCGCUCGCGGACGCCAAGGCGGCAUUGGAGGACCAGCUCAAGCAGACACUGGACCAACUCGCGGAUGUCAAAAUCCAAUGGGAACUGAGCCAAAAGGAAGUGCAGACGCAGCAAGCGAUGCUUCUCGAGGUCAAAUGCGUGCAGGAAACGCUCCAGUUCCGCGUGAAUGAAAUGGCGACGGUGGACGCGGCGCGAUCGGCCGAGUUGGACGCGCUCGCGUUGGAAAAGGAACAGCUUUUGCUCGACGUGAAGGCUGCGCAGACCCAAGUCGCGCAAAGCGAGGCCGAGGCGGCGGAAAAGGCCAAGGCGCUGGCCGACGCCGAGGACCGCUAUGCCCAGCGCGAACUCGACUUGCGCGAGAGCCUUCUCAAGUCCGCCGAGAAGGACCGCGAAGCGCUCGUGGCGCAGAUGGCAUCAUUGAAGAGGGAGAUGGAGACUUUGCAAGCAGAGCACCAUCACGAGCUCGAGAUCAAGCAGCGGCGCCUCGAACAAGCCAUGGAGGAGAAGGAGCACCUCGGCGCGUCCGUCGCGCAGCAUCAUCGUUUCGUCACGGCAGUGCAAGCGGAGAAGGCCAACCUGGUGGCCACCUUGCAAGCAGCGCAGUCCAACACGUUCAGCCUCGGCCAGACCGUUGUGCAGCUCCAGGACGAGCUCGCGCGCGAAAAGAAGCGCGUGGCGGCCGCCGAACUCGCGUACGAGGAAUCGUUGCGGUGGCACGACGCCCAAGGUUCGCACCACCAACCCGACGCCGAGCCCAUCGCACUCGUCGACGUCGUCCCGUCCCAGCCUUGAUUGUACAAAGAGUUGGAGCCAUGUUGAAUGUGUUAUUCCGACGAUUUGGCUUUGCGAUGCCGGUCGACCGUCCGCGUCGACGACAGCUCGAACGAGGUCGAGUGGCACUCGGCAACGCAUCGAAACGUAUCGAUGGGGGUGCGAGGGGCGUGAAGGGAAGGUUGGUUGGGCACGUCGCAGUCGGCCGGCGACUGCAGAAAACAAAAGGCCUGCCACCAGCACGUGGAUGAGGAACGACAAAUGCCAGCGCGCCGCCGCGUACCCGAAAGUAAAACGGAAAUGUCUCGGCGGGCAUCGACCGCGUUGCCUUGCGCUUUUUUCGCAGGAGCGGCUGCAGUUUCCACACGUCGGGCAAAAACAUCCAUGUGCUUUUGCAGCCGCCGCCGUCGACCGACGUGCCAUUCUAACGCCGGCAACGCCUUGGAUGAGACACACGGUGGCGGCAAAUGCCGACGGGGCCCUACCUAGCACGGCACACGGCAUCGAGGGACACGACGUACCUCAAGUUGCGACGCAUCGUAGCCGUCUUGGCGAAAGGCGUGCCAUUCCCCCAGGCCGCGGAGAACGGGCGGCGUUUCCAUCGAACACCCGGGGGAGAUUUGUUCGAUGCGCCCGAUCACGUGGAUGUGGGGGAGCCAGACCGGGCUGUGGAGUUCGCAAUGAACCGGCGUGCGGCAGACACCGAUCGACGCAUGCUUCUUGCCUUGGAGCUUCAUGUCAUGAAAGUCGCCAUGCUCCGGGCAAAACGGAAAGCACUGCAAGUUCUUGC